AUGGGGGCAUAUUACGACGAAAUAGAAAUCGAGGACAUGGUCUGGGACCCAGAAAAGGGUGUAUAUCACUACCCCUGUCCCUGCGGCGAUCGCUUCGAGAUCUCCCGUCGCCAGCUCGCGGAUUGCGAAGACAUCGCGACGUGCCCGAGCUGUAGUCUGAUAAUACGAGUCAUAUUUGAUCCACUUGACUUCGAGGACGAGCCUUCGGAUGGCGAUGCUUCGGAUCCUGGGACCGCAGAUGACUCAGAUGCUGAGAGCGACGACGAUGGUUUUGAGGAUGCAAUGGAGCACCUCUCCAUCUCCAAUGAAUCACCCGCCGCUGUCACAGUCUCUGCUUGA
Pleurotus ostreatus (oyster mushroom) is the source of this 339-nucleotide messenger RNA. RefSeq names its product Diphthamide biosynthesis protein 3 (gene DPH3). The transcript has 2 exons. Gene Ontology annotation, biological process: protein histidyl modification to diphthamide. The record is from RefSeq and is a predicted model, not a curated record. Bases 1 to 339 code for a protein of 112 amino acids. Gene Ontology annotation, molecular function: metal ion binding. NCBI's taxonomy places the organism in Eukaryota, Fungi, Basidiomycota, Agaricomycetes, Agaricales, Pleurotaceae.